AUGAACGACCUGCACACGGACGCUGAGCUGCAGCAAGUCAAGACGACUGCUAAGGCCUUGCUGGACGUGGUGCUGGCAGGCGAUCGUUAUUCGAUUGUUGCAAAUUCUAAUAAUGGGUUGGAAACGCAUUGCAGUUCGUCGAUUUCUCAUUUGCAAGAGAUUGUGAAGAAUUUGAGAAUCCCCGAAGAAGGUAAAGUCCGCAGCUCUCAUCCCGAAUUGAUGAAAGCGGCCACAGAUGUCUGGAAAGCAAAUAAUAACACGAAGCAUAUUAUACAUCCGUUGGCCCGUCGGCUUGAUCCGACUGAGCAGUUGGUGAACAACUACUGGGUAUAUCUCAACGAUCGUAUCGGUGUCAUCCGAUCGUCUGCUAUAAAACCAGGAGUCCGAGAAGAAGCUGGGACGAUGAGUGCCAUCGCGAAACUGUGGAUAGAAGCUGAGCACGAUCCAGUCGUAAUCCGUCGUUUCGUCGCCUCCCGUCGUGGUCUCCUCGUCUCCUACCCGGCCGUCGUCCUCGACGAGUCCCAUGACCCAAGAACCCAACUCUGGUUCCAAAAAGCCCUAGAGAAUCCAAAACGACUGGCAAUCACCGGCCCGAUAGCCGAUCCACUACUCGGGGAUACUGUGGUCCUAUCGACAGUACUAUCGUAUGGGCACCAGGACAUGUUCGUCGUCGGGGUCGAAGUGACGCUCAACUUUCUGGAGCACGUCGUGCAAAGGACGGUUUCGGCUUGUAGCGAGGGUCGUCGCUGUCUUCUUUUCACCUCUAUCGGAAAUGUUGUAGCGCUACCUACAGAGUUGCUACACACUCUAUCGGUUGACGCUGUUGAACGGAAGGAGGAGUGCCGUUCUACUAGCGGACACACGCACCACCGAUUCCGUUUCAAUACGUCAUACAGCCGAGUGGAUACGAAAAUGUGCUCCUCUCUUCCGCCGCUCUCUCGGCCUCAGGUACAAUCCGAGGUGGUGCUCGUUCCACACACCGACGUCUUCUUGGCGCUCAUCAAUACGAGUUGCGUCAGGAGGAAGGAAGCUGGGCACUUCUGCCCCUGCUCGGUCUCCGAUCGCCGGUGCCUAUUUUGUGCUCGUUUCGACGAGAAUGAGUGCGAGUGCCCGUGUCAAUGUGGUCCCAACCGGGCUUCGGCGUGUGAUGCUGAUGCAGUACCAUACCCUCCAAAUUACGCCAAGGCCCCGCACUACUUGGAAGAGUGCCAGCCGAUCAGUUGCCCCCAAUUCCACUCGCCAUCAAGCUGCAACCUGCGCCCGGGAUCGAAUGGCCUCGACGCGCCACACGACGCACAGAACACGCCAUCUACCCCGGUAUCGUUGAUCGGAGCUUUGGUGGGAAGUGUCAUCAUCGGAUUGGCGAUCGCUAUUUUUACCUGCUACAGAAAUCGGUCCAACCGUCUCCGUGAACGCCGAAUCUGUAACAGCGACCAGGGCGGCACCCUAUUCUGUGGACGCUUCGGAACCCUCGAGCCGAACGAAGAUUUCUAUUUCGAUCACGAGGGGCUGAGCCGAGCGAUGCGGGCACUAGUUCAAACCUGCCCGGAAUCCGGA
Molecule: messenger RNA, 1557 nt
Organism: Mesorhabditis spiculigera
Lineage: Eukaryota; Metazoa; Nematoda; Chromadorea; Rhabditida; Rhabditidae
Source: the annotation of a GenBank genome assembly